GUGUUCCUGAGCCUCCCAGUGGUUGACCUGGCUGCUGUUCUCUACAGUUAACCUUUGUGUGGCAGUGACCUUCGGAAGGGAUCCUAGAAAAUGAACCCAGUUGUUACGCAGCCAAGACACGGUGCAGGAGGCUCCACCGUCAGUGACUGGCAAACAGGCGCCUUUGACUGCUGUAGCAACGUGGGGAUUUGCCUCUGCGGGAUUUUCUGUCCGCUGUGCCUUUCGUGCCAGAUUGCCUCUGACAUGGACGAAUGCUGCCUGUGUGGAGCAUCUGUCGCCAUGAGGACCCUGUAUCGAACGCGAUACGGCAUCCCGGGAUCCAUUUGCAAUGAUUCCCUAAUGCUGAUGUGCUUCCCUCUGUGCACCCUUUGUCAACUCAAGAGAGAUAUUGAAAAAAGAAAAGAAAUGAAUGCUUUUUAAAGAUGUUCGGUAAAAUUUACAUUGUGGUGAAAGAAAAUGCUGGUAUGAAAUGCUGCAUUUAUUAAGUGCUAUCUCACCUCAAAUAUUAGAAAUUAAUGCAAUUAAUCAUAUGGUUUCAAACGGCUUCAAGACAUUUUUAUUUCCAGUUAAUUUGGAAAGAGAUAUGUUUCCAGUGCUAUUCUGUAAGGUAACUGCCAUUAAAAACAUUGAUUCCCUCAA
Messenger RNA from Eptesicus fuscus (big brown bat), 639 nucleotides. It is a transcript of the gene PLAC8, whose product is annotated as placenta associated 8. The transcript is spliced from 5 exons. Gene Ontology annotation, biological process: positive regulation of transcription by RNA polymerase II. Bases 91 to 420 code for a protein of 109 amino acids. NCBI's taxonomy places the organism in Eukaryota, Metazoa, Chordata, Mammalia, Chiroptera, Vespertilionidae. The record is from RefSeq and is a predicted model, not a curated record.